AAUUCCUAGUUCUAUAGAACUUAAGAAUAACAAAUCUGCAUUGGAAAAUGCCAAUUUUGUAUCAAAUGAAAUAGAAAAGUUGGUAAAAAAAAAUGGCUGUGUUCGACAGGUUAUGGACAAACCUAAAGUAGUGAAUCCAUUGACUGUAGCAGGUAAUAAACAAAAACAAAAGUUGGUUUUAGAUUCUAGGCAUGUCAAUCCACAUUUAUUUAAAUACAAACACAAGUAUGAAGACGCGAGUACAUCACGUGAACUUUUUCAAGAGGGUGAUUACAUUUUUUCAUUUGAUUUGAAAAGCGCUUAUCAUCAUAUUAUGAUAAAUGAGUUAGACAGAGAGUAUUUGGGUUUUAAAUGGGAAAACAAAUUCUAUGUGUUUAACGUUCUGCCAUUUGGCAUUAGCACUGCUGGAUAUAUUUUCACAAAGGUUUUGCGAGAAGUAGUUAAAUUUUGGAGAUCGAAGGGUUAUAAAAUCGUUAUGUAUUUAGAUGACGGCAUAGGUGGCGCUAAAACUUUAGAUCACGCUAGAAUUGUUAGUGAAAAAAUUCAAGCUGAUUUAAAUGCAUUAGGUUUUUUAGUGGCUGAUGAGAAGAGUCAUUGGGAACCAGUUCAAGAAAUAAUAUGGCUAGGUUUUGUUUGGGACACAAAAUGUGAUAGAAUAUCAGUAUCAAAUUAAAGGAUAAACAAACUUAAGGGAAAUGUUCAAAAUAUUUUGGAAGGCAUCAAAGCCGGAUACGAAUGGUUUGAAGUGCGAUCCAUUGCAUCAGUAGUCGGUCAGAUCAUUUCAACACAAACUGUGUUUGGAGAUGCAGUUAGGCUAAGAACCAGGUAUAUGUAUUAUUGCAUUUUAAUAAGAUCCAGUUGGAAUUCUUAUAUUAUGUUGAGUAAGGAAGCUGUAGACGAAUUUCAGUUUUGGCUAAAAAAUUUGGAAAGCAUGAAUGAAAAGGGUGCUCCGUUGAGUAAGGUAAGGGACAAAGAUGUCAGACAAAUUGAAGUAUUUUGUGAUGCUUCAGAUUCUGGAUACGGAGGUCAUUUGACUAUAAGUUCAAAGGAUGAACAGAAGGAAUACGAAUGGUAUGGUAUUUGGAAUGAGUGUGAAAGUAGACAGAGUUCCACUUGGAGGGAACUUGAAACUGUGGAGAGAAUUUUAGAUAAUUCUGUGGAUUUGGUCAAGAGCAAUUCAGUUGAAGUAAAUUCAGAUAACAAGAAUGUGCCACACAUACUUAAGGAAUAGGUUUGCAGGAUAGAGUUCGGGAGGUAGCGCUGGACAGUGGAGUGAAACCUGGCAGUUAUUUGGACGAUCUUUGUCCCCACAUGAGUGUUUUGAUAUUAUCAAGUAAAAGUGACAACACGAACAAAAACUAUUUCAACGCUUUCAAAAGAUGGGAGACCUUCAUCAAAUCACAUGGACAUAGUGCACUUCCGGCAAACCCCAUUCACGUGGCAUUGUAUUUGACACAGCUUUUAGAUA
This is a messenger RNA of Saccostrea cuccullata (small rock oyster), 1468 nucleotides long. RefSeq lists its product as uncharacterized. Lineage: Eukaryota; Metazoa; Mollusca; Bivalvia; Ostreida; Ostreidae. The coding region runs from base 830 to 1231 and encodes 133 amino acids. The record is from RefSeq and is a predicted model, not a curated record. The transcript has 2 exons.